Molecule: messenger RNA, 840 nt
Organism: Aethina tumida (small hive beetle)
Lineage: Eukaryota; Metazoa; Arthropoda; Insecta; Coleoptera; Nitidulidae
Product: prisilkin-39
Exons: 2
Coding region: 137-655 (172 amino acids)
Source: RefSeq, a predicted model, not a curated record
CUCGGUACAUGUGUGAAAGUAGAUGGCAUCUUCUGAAGACGUUUUGUUUCCCACCCCCUCUUGAUGUGCUAGUAUAUAACGCACCAGACAUCUGACAGUCGGCACAGUCACCACUCGACCAGUCAACUCAAGCAUCAUGAAUUCAUACACCGUGGUUCUCGCCUUCGCCUUAGCAGCCGUAGCGGUGGCUGAACCCCCAUCCGGGUACAGUUACAGCAGGCCAAGCGGAGGCGGCGGAUUCUCCCUCGGCGGUGGCGGAGGUUACUCCUUGGGCGGUGGACUGUCCGGAGGUGGUGGAUACACAGCCGUGUCUUCUGGCUACCAGACCUCUGAAGGAGCCUCUGUAGACCCUGCCCUUUUGGAACAGGUUCGUCAGAUCCUCCUUAAGGAAGAACAGAACUCAGCUUCCGUUUCCUCUCACGGUGGCGGUGGCAUCAGCUCCAGCUACGGAGCUCCCUCCCCUCAAUACGGAGUACCAUCUUCAUCCUACGGAGUCCCAGGCUACAGCACCCGUGUCGUAGGCAUCGACCUUGAAGGAAUCAAACAAGCCAUCCAAGUAGCUCAAUACCACCAAGUAUCCCAAGGACCAUCUUUCGGCGGAUACCCAAGCGGCCCAAGCUCCCGCCCAUCCGGCUCUUACGGCGCCCCUUACUAAACAAGGGCCACCGACUAGCGAACAAAGAACUGAUUAAGUGUAACAACAUCACAUUCCAUCAUACACACGGGUCCAUGAUGCAUCCCAACAUCUCGAGUGAUCAACAACACCAUGCAUUAAAUUUAUUUUUAUUUUUGUAUAAAGCUUUUUGUAGGUUAUGUUAAAAAAAUACAUUUGUCACCGUA